Molecule: messenger RNA, 2168 nt
Organism: Nanorana parkeri
Lineage: Eukaryota; Metazoa; Chordata; Amphibia; Anura; Dicroglossidae
Gene: MTRR
Product: 5-methyltetrahydrofolate-homocysteine methyltransferase reductase
Exons: 15
Biological process (GO): homocysteine metabolic process
Cellular component (GO): cytosol
Molecular function (GO): [methionine synthase] reductase (NADPH) activity; FMN binding; flavin adenine dinucleotide binding
Source: RefSeq, a predicted model, not a curated record
UGCCGGUUACAUAAGACGUCCUGACCGUAGGAGAGGUGGAGCUCGGCCAUGUGCGGCGCACGCAAGAAGAGGUUCCUGCUGCUCUACGGGACGCAGAAGGGGCAAUCCAAAGCCAUCGCCGAGGAAAUUGGCCAGCAGGCAGAUCGCCACGGCUACGUUGCCGACAUUUUCUCCUUACAGGAUUUGGACGAGUUUAAUCUGGAGGAGGAGCGGGAUCCUGUGAUCAUCGUCAUCUCCACCACGGGGACCGGAGAGCCCCCGGAGCCCGCAACCAAAUUUGUGCGGGGGAUUCAGAGCAAAGCGCUCCCGGCGGACCACUUGGCGCACCUGCGAUACGGAUUAUUGGCCCUCGGCGACACUGAAUUUACCUUCUUCUGCAACGGCGGAAAGAUUGUGGACCGCAGGUUCCAGGAACUGGGCGCCAAACGUUUCUAUGACACGGGCUACGCGGACGAUUCUAUAGGCCUGGAGCUGGUGGUGGACCCGUGGAUCGAAGGACUUUGGGCCGCACUGAAGAGAGAAUUCAUGAACAGGACGGACGAUCCGGAGAAGGACAUCAGGACGACGGCCGGCGAUCAGAAAGUGCAAAAUGUCCCAGGAAAUCUGGACCAGCAGGUGAAAGCCAUCAACCUGAACGUCUCGCCGACUCCGAGCAUUGCCUUGCCGAAGGUCGACGCGCCUACAGAGGGUGCGCCAUCGCUGGCCCGCUCCGUGCCGCCUCUCUGCCAGUCCAGCCUCACCGUGCCCAGUCUGCCCUUCCCGUACAUGGAUGUCCAAAUCCCAGACUGUGACGGAGAGGUGACCGACCCCGCCUCUCUUUAUCCCGGAGAAACCGUUGUCGGGGUUCCGAUCGCCCAGGCGACGCGUCUGACCACCGAGGAGGCUGAGAAGACGGCUCUGAUGCUGGAGCUGGACGUGGCGCGUACGGAUGUGAACCUCCAGCCAGGAGACUCCUUCUAUGUUAUCUGCCCGAAUCCCCCCGAGGAGGUCGGCGAGCUCCUGAAUAAGCUGGGACUGGCUGAGAAGAGGAGGUGUCGGGUCUGCAUGGCUGUUAAAACCGGAACAAAGAAAAGAGGAGCCGCGGUGCCAGAUUAUAUUCCACAAAAAUGUUCUGUGGAGUUCAUGUUGACGUGGAGCCUCGAAAUCAGAGCGACCCCCAAAAAGGCCUUCAUCCGAGCUUUGGUGGAGCACACCACUGAUGCCGGGGAGCGGCGAAGGCUCCAGGAGCUGUGCAGCAAGCAAGGCGGGUCGGACUAUAACCGCUUUGUCCGCGACCUCUCGGCCAGCCUCCUUGACCUCCUCCAUGCCUUUCCAAGCUGCAGGCCUCCGAUGGCGUUACUGAUAGAACAUCUCCCUAAAUUACAGGCCCGGCCGUACUCCGCUGCCAGCUCCAACUUAUUUUGUCCCGGAAAGCUGCGUUUUGUGUUCAAUGUUGUGGAGUUUGCCCCGUGUGAGCAAAGCCCGGCGCCCAGAAGAGGAGUGUGCACUGGCUGGCUCGCCAAACUCGUGAGUGGAUCUGUGGGAAAGUCGAUAUCUACGGUGCAACGUUUCAAUGAGGACAAGGCCGCACCUCAGAUCUCCAUUUUUAGCCGACCGUCCUCCUCCUUCCAUUUGCCAUCCGAUACAUCCGUCCCUAUUGUGAUGGUGGGGCCAGGAACUGGAGUUGCACCAUUUAUUGGAUUUUUACAGCACAGGCAAAAGCUUCGGCAGCAGGACCUGGACGGGCAGUUUGGAGAAUCCUGGCUGUUCUUCGGGUGUCGCAGCCACAAGAAAGAUUAUCUGUUCCGGGAAGAACUAAGCAGUUUUGUUGAAAAUGGCACUUUAACGCAUCUAAAGGUCAGCUUCUCGAGAGAGCCGCCCGGCGACACCGAGGAGAGUCACCCGAAAUACGUUCAGGAUUAUCUGAAGAUUUAUUCCAAAGACAUUGUUAGAUUACUGACCGAACUGAACGGAAUCCUUUAUGUGUGCGGUUUCUGAUGCACAUUCUGUAUUUUCAUGAAUGCAAAAAACAUGGCCAAAGAUGUGAACGAUGCAUUGACUGACAUUAUGAGUGCGGAGCUUUGCCUGGACAAACUAGACGCAAUGAAGGCCCUCGCCUCGCUCAGAGAUCAGAAGCGCUAUGUACAGGAUGUUUGGAGCUGAGGAUCCACAUACUUCCCUUUCGCUGU